CAAAAACGGUGAUAAAACUGCUUAAUUUAAUUACAUCACAAAAUAAUAUAAAUUAAAUUAGAGAUAAACAUGAUCUUUUUGUCCCUAAAUCUUCAAUAAAUUAGAUGGAUUAAGUAAAGGAAAAAAAAAAAAAGGAAAAAAGAGAAGCACACGCAGAGAGAGAAAGAGAGAGAGAGAGACAAAUAGUCCACCUGAACCAUCUUCUCUUUAUUCAUUCUGCUAAUCAUUCACAAAAGCUUUUACUUCACGCACCCUCUGCGCUGAAAACCCACUUAACAGCCAAACUUACCGUCUCCAGAAAAGUGAACCCAGGAAGGAAAUUGCAUAAAAACCCAAUCUUUGUUAUUAAUUCAAUCUUUACUGCAAUGGGUUGUUCUUCUCUUCUUCUUAUUCUUGUAAUGAAAUCCCUCUCUUUCUUGAACUAAAAACAAUAACCCAUAAGCCAAAACUCCCCCAGAAAUAAGAGAUCCUUUUUAAAUCAUGUACUUAUCAGAGAAAACUAGGCCUAUUGAUUUUUACAAAGAAGAAGUAGCACCAACAGCGACGAGAGAGAACAUGAUUAUUGAAGUUGUUUCAACUAAUGGAGAAUUGCCACCUCAUCAGCAACAUCAUCAUAUUCACAACCCACAUAAUCCUCAACCCCAACAACAACAGCAACAGCAGCAGCAACAGAUGAUUCUUGGAGAAAGUAGUGGUGAAGAUACGCAUGAAGUGAAAGCACCAAAAAAGAGAGCUGAAACAUGGGUUCAAGAUGAAACAAGAAGUUUAAUUGGUCUUAGAAGAGAAAUGGAUGGAUUGUUUAAUACUUCUAAGUCAAAUAAGCAUCUCUGGGAGUCAAUUUCUUCAAAAAUGAGAGAAAAAGGAUUUGAUAGAUCUCCUACUAUGUGCACUGAUAAGUGGAGAAACUUGUUGAAAGAAUUUAAAAAAGCUAGACAUCAAGAAAGAGGAAGUGGUUCUGCUAAAAUGUCUUACUAUAAAGAGAUUGAUGAGAUUUUAAGGGAGAGGAGCAAGAAUGCUCAGUACAAGAGUCCUACUCCUACUUCUAAAGUUGAUUCCUUUAUGCAAUUUGCUGACAAAGGCUUUGAUGAUACUAGUAUAUCUUUUGGACCUGUGGAAGUUCCUUGGUGUGCAGCCAGUGGCAGGCCAACUCUCAACCUUGAAAGACGUCUAGAUCAUGAUGGACAUCCUCUUGCCAUCACCGCAGCUGAUGCAGUUGCAGCAAGUGGAGUUCCUCCUUGGAAUUGGAGGGAGACCCCUGGAAGUGGUGCCGAGGGUCAAUCAUUUGGUGGGAGAGUGAUAACAGUGAAGUAUGGAGACUAUACAAGAAGAAUUGGUAUUGAUGGUACUGCAGAUGCCAUCAGGGAGGCAGUCAAGUCAGCUUUCAGAUUAAGGACUAAACGUGCAUUCUGGUUGGAGGAUGAAGACCAGAUAAUUCGUAGUCUUGACAGGGACAUGCCUGUGGGGAAUUACACACUUCACCUUGAUGAAGGAUUAGCUAUCAAAGUGUGCCUGUAUGAUGAGUCAGACCACAUACCAGUGCAUACUGAGGAAAAAGUUUUCUACACUGAAGAUGACUACAGAGAAUUUCUGGUUCGUCGAGGCUGGACAUGCCUAAGGGAAUUUGACGGUUAUAGAAACAUCGAUAACAUGGAUGAUCUUCGACCUGGUGUUAUAUAUCGCGGUUCGAGUUGAGAGCAAGCACAUUGACCAUAUUUUACAUUUUCAUUGCCUCCAGUUUCCUUGAAGGAGCUGUUAUUAUAUCAGUUUGGAACUGUAUCACACAAUUGUGUAUAUAGCAUGCUGUAAUUUGUUAGAUGAUAGAAAUGGAGAAAAAUUCACUCGUCCAAUGUUUGUUGUACAUAUGUAUUUUAUAUCAUGGACGAAAACGAAUUUUUGACUACAUCUGGCAUCUGGAAUUUUUUACUCCAAAUAUGGGACCCUAUUUGGAGCGUUUGGAAACCCAUUUGAAACUUGACUGCCUGAACCUGUUGGAUUCUUGCUGAAAGUUCUAUGUUAUGAAACAUUUAUAUGCCCAUUUGACUUGA
This is a messenger RNA of Ricinus communis (castor bean), 2045 nucleotides long. Its product is annotated as trihelix transcription factor GT-1. The record is from RefSeq and is a predicted model, not a curated record. The transcript has 5 exons. The coding region runs from base 481 to 1692 and encodes 403 amino acids. NCBI's taxonomy places the organism in Eukaryota, Viridiplantae, Streptophyta, Magnoliopsida, Malpighiales, Euphorbiaceae.